Messenger RNA from Condylura cristata (star-nosed mole), 3641 nucleotides. RefSeq names its product homeobox B5 (gene HOXB5). Gene Ontology annotation, cellular component: nucleus. Gene Ontology annotation, biological process: regulation of transcription by RNA polymerase II; anterior/posterior pattern specification. The coding region runs from base 1882 to 2691 and encodes 269 amino acids. NCBI's taxonomy places the organism in Eukaryota, Metazoa, Chordata, Mammalia, Eulipotyphla, Talpidae. The transcript is spliced from 2 exons. The record is from RefSeq and is a predicted model, not a curated record. Gene Ontology annotation, molecular function: DNA-binding transcription factor activity, RNA polymerase II-specific; RNA polymerase II cis-regulatory region sequence-specific DNA binding.
GAAGCAAAAGCUGGAGCCCUACUCGGCCCCAGCGGGGCCAACAAGACUCGGAAGUUACAGUUGAGAUAAAGACUGUAAAGGCUGGAGCCUCCCGCCCAGGCUCCAGCACGCCUCGCGGGUUCUGAGGCUUCUGACAGCCUCUCUUGGUGCAGACUUGGGGGAAAGAACGGGGCCGUUUCCCUCUAUUCUCUAGCUUAUCCAUGUUUGUCUGUGGUAGGGGGUCACCACCGAGACCACCCUAACCAGAGCCCCUGCGGAGACUAAGAUAGGCGUUUUGUCACUCAGCAGCGCUUUUCUGUUGCCAUGUCCAGGGAUGCCUUGGCCUGUGGUCUGCCCACAUGGCCAGAUCUCUGCCGCCCUGGAUGUUCGGCUCAGGCCUGUGGCUCUCAUCGGAGCUACCGGUAUCUCUCCUCCGGCAAAUAAAGGCUCCCAGCACCCCUUCCUGCCUCAAGUAAGAGCUCUAUUAGGAGCAGGGGAAUAUGAAAACAGUGGUAGGUCCCAGCGAAAGGGCAGUACUUUCCCCUGCUCCUUGGAGUCCUGAGGGCAGGAGGCCAGGUGAUAAGCGGGCUGUUCUCAUCCCCUCAACCAAAACCGACCCAUUCUCUCCCCACCCCCACCCAGACGGCAAUCUGGCGACACUGGACACUGUUUUCUUCCUCCUCCCUCUCUCUCCUUUUUUAUUUUUAAAGAAAAUAGCUGCCUGGCAGAAGGCCCCCAGCUGCAGUGAACUCCGGAGGCCCAGCACGCUCAGCAAGGCGCCGCUGGUCCUCAGAACCCCUUCCCAGGGCCUGGCAAAUUCUAAAACUACCCCCAACACCAGCGAGAGGCCUUGAGCGGGGCCUCUCAGUGCAAUAGCAGUGUCUGGUGAGGAGGCUCGAGCAGGUUCUGCCUUGAUCGAAACUCUCAGAACCAGUUUCCACCAUUUUUCCCCUGGCAAGUAGAACAGGAGCUCCUCCUCUGAGAUCCUUGUCUUGCUCUGUCAUUGCCUGGACCUGCCUAAAGAUAGGAAGGAGAUCAGGAAGAGGGGUCCAAUCGUCUAAGGCGCCCAGGAGAAGGGAAAGCUUCUCCUGCGAACCCUUGCUAAGCCUGUAAGCUAUGGAUAGGUCACUGCAGCGGGGUCAGGAAGCAGGCCAAGCCAAGCUCACCCGGAAACCCACUGCAAUAAUUGUUUUUCUCAUACACCUUCCAACCAUCCCGUGUCCCCAUUUCCGCCCCCAAUUUGGAGAUUUGCUAAACCUGAGAAAGGGAAAAGCAAUUCAAUCUUUGAUCAUCUAUCUACCAGAGUUAAAAUAACAAUAAUAAUGAUGGAAAGUGCAAGGAGGACACAAACAGAGACACUAGGUCCACACCCAAAAAAAUGAGUAAAGGCUCAGUUGCAUCCCUCCUUUGAAAGACUAAACCCGACGGGUGAGCCUAGGCCGGGUUUCUUUCUCCCAAGGCGUUUGCAGAGAGUCAGCAGGGAGGCAGCGGUCGCCGCCAUGGCGGUCUGUGGCCCGCGCUCCCGCCGAUCGCCGGAAGGUGGCGCGCUCUGCUUAGAGGCCGCCGCCAACCUUCGCCUGUUUCUCCCCCUUCUCCUUUUUUCCCCCUCUCUCCGAGGCUCGCAUUGAAUCGGCCCUAACGAUUCUCGGAUCGUCAUUAUUUGUAACCAUAGAGCAUGAAUUACCUCUUGAGGUCAUCAGCGAGAAUUUACGACUGGUCAACAAAAGCACGUGAUUCCCUAACGCCCCCCCAUCCCCCUUCCAACCCCCCCCCCAUAUUUGGCCGCAUACAUAGCAAAACGAAGUACAGUGCAUCGCUAUAAUUCAUUAAUACAUCAUAAAUCGUGAAGCACAGGGUUAUAACGACCACGAUCCACAAAUCAAGCCCUCCAAAAUCACCCAAAUGAGCUCGUACUUUGUAAACUCCUUCUCGGGGCGUUAUCCAAAUGGCCCGGACUAUCAGUUGCUAAAUUAUGGCAGUGGCAGCUCUCUGAGCGGCUCUUACAGGGAUCCCGCUGCCAUGCACACCGGCUCUUACGGCUACAAUUACAAUGGGAUGGACCUCAGCGUCAACCGCUCCUCGGCCUCCUCCAGCCACUUUGGGGCGGUGGGCGAGAGCUCGCGCGCCUUCCCCGCGCCGGCUCAGGAGCCCCGCUUCAGGCAAGCGGCGUCGAGCUGCUCCCUGUCCUCGCCCGAGUCCCUGCCCUGCACCAACGGCGACAGCCACGGCGCCAAGCCCUCUGCCUCGUCCCCCUCCGACCAGGCGACCCCGGCCAGCUCCAGCGCCAAUUUCACCGAAAUAGACGAGGCCAGCGCGUCCUCGGAGCCUGAGGAAGCGGCGAGCCAGCUCAGCAGCCCGAGUCUAGCUCGGGCGCAGCCAGAGCCCAUGGCCACCUCCACAGCCGCGCCCGAGGGGCAGACUCCGCAGAUAUUCCCCUGGAUGAGGAAGCUUCACAUCAGCCAUGAUAUGACGGGGCCGGAUGGGAAAAGGGCCCGGACCGCCUACACCCGCUACCAGACGCUGGAGCUGGAGAAGGAGUUUCACUUCAACCGCUACCUGACGCGGCGGCGGCGCAUCGAGAUCGCCCACGCGCUCUGCCUGUCCGAGCGCCAGAUCAAGAUCUGGUUCCAGAACCGGCGCAUGAAGUGGAAGAAAGACAACAAACUGAAAAGUAUGAGCCUGGCUACAGCCGGCAGCGCCUUCCAGCCCUGAGCCCGCCGGGAGGAGCCCUGGGCGGCCGAGCCCCUCCCGCCCCCAGUCCCGGCCCCUCCAACCUCCCCGCGCUGCCGCCGCCCGCUGGGGACCGCUUCCCACCAGCCUGCCUCACCCCGGCCUUGUGUUCCGUUUUUUCGUUUGGUCUUAGGUCUUCCUGUGGCUCCCUCUCUCCUGGACUGGUUAAUCUUGUUAUUAUUGUUCAUAAUAAUGAUGAUAAUUAUUAUUUCCCCCUCCGCUCGCCCCAAAUCCACCAGUGUUUCUGAAUGAUGUGGUUGCACUCCUUCCCCACGAAAAAAAGAAACUCGCAUGUUUAAUGUGAACUUUCCCCUCCCCAUCUAUGUCCUUCUAACUUAUUUAUAAAGGAUGAUCGCUGUAUUUUGAGUUUCAGCUCUAAACUUCUCUAAGGGGCAGCAGCUGAGGUGGGGUAGUGCGUGCACAGCCCCGGGGCCCAGCUGAGCUGGCCUCAAAGAUGGAGUCCAUGACUGAGUCUCUUUCCACCCUCCUCCCUCCUCACUCCCAAGGUCCAAGUCUCUAAGUGGCUUGGUUCUGGGGUGGGAAGAGGCCUGGGAGGACCAAAGGGGUGGUGGUGAGAAGAGGGAAGGAAAACAGUGAGAUCUGAGUUCCUGCCGCCUAGGUAGGCCCCACAAGGCCUGAUCUGGGAGUGUGUACGGAAACAAAACUAAUCCUCAGUGUAAAAUGUCUGUGUAUUUCUCUGUGAAGCCAUGGGUCUGGCGUAGAGGGCCCCAACCAAGCUUGUAAAUAUGGGGAUAGUCUGGGUCAGACCCACCCCCUCCCCCUACCCAUUUCGCUUCCAAGACCAUUUGUGGUGAGCGAGUGGAUGCUGUGCUAUGUGUGAAAUCUGUCUUCGCCGGGCCUGUCUCAGUGAUUCGCUUUUGGUAUUUGUUUGUAGCUUUCCUUGAAGUCAAAUAAAUGUUUCCCCUAUUCCA